Molecule: messenger RNA, 3200 nt
Organism: Anarrhichthys ocellatus (wolf-eel)
Lineage: Eukaryota; Metazoa; Chordata; Actinopteri; Perciformes; Anarhichadidae
Product: AT-rich interactive domain-containing protein 3A-like
Exons: 9
Coding region: 246-2006 (586 amino acids)
Biological process (GO): regulation of transcription by RNA polymerase II
Cellular component (GO): nucleus
Molecular function (GO): DNA binding
Source: RefSeq, a predicted model, not a curated record
ACUCAGCCAAAGACAAUCAAAGAUGUUUGAGUUUCCAUGCGCAGUGACCAGGGAGGUAAAGCGCAGAGCAGUUUUACCCCUCCUCCAGUUCUAGCUCCGAACACUCAGGCCUCCGAACAACGGGGGCUUUUAAAUCACAUUUGAUCAGAGGAAUCUUUUUUUCCGUUAAAAAGAAACUGAUCAUGCGAUGCGAUUUAUUUCUGCCGGAAGGAAGAAGGAAAAACUAGAUAUAAGACCUGUUGGCGAUGAUGGAUUACUCAAAGGCGCAAAUGUCAAACUUAUCCGAGGAGGGCAGUUCAGCUGGGUGUCCACAGUCCAGCAAUGCCGGGGUGAAGCUGGAGGCGGUGAUGGAGCAGCUGCAGAGACAACAUGGGGCUAAACUGGAGAUGAACCUGCAACAGAAACAUCUUCUCCACGCCCAGCUCUUGUUUGCUCAACACGCUGCUGCAGCCAGAGCCUCUGGCUCCAGACUAGAAUCCUCAUUGUUUGGCAAAGCAGAUGGACAGACUUAUCAAGCAGCUCAACAAGCUUUGAAAAGCCAUCUCAGCAGAAUAGAUCCAGAUGAGGAAGAUGAAGACUCUGAUGAGGAGGAACAGGAAAUGUUGAAGCCUGAAGAGAACGACGAGGUGGAGGAAGACGAUGAUGAUGAGGAGGAGGAGGAGGAGGAGGAGGAUGUGGGGGACGGGCCUCAUCAGCAAGUGAAGAAGCCUGGACUCCAGCAGGUUGCAGGCUUCCCUUUCACUCCGUACUCCACACCUCUCUCGUCUGCUGUGAAGCAAAUGUCAGAGUCUCCGCCUUUAGCAAUAAAACAGGAGCAUGAGGAGAAGGAGCUUCUGUCUCCUGCAGGCCAACACAACUUCACGUCACCCAAUGGCUUCGCUGACUGGGGCUAUGACGAGUCAUUGAAACAAAGAGGAAAUGCUAUCUGGGCUGAGGAAAAUGAAGGAGGAAAAAUAAGAGGAGAACCAUCCAGGGACUUUGCCAAGCUAUAUGAACUGGAUAAUGACCCACAACGGAAGGAGUUCCUUGAUCAACUCUUUGUCUUUAUGCAGAAACGUGGAACUCCUGUGAACCGCAUCCCCAUCAUGGCGAAGCAGGUGCUGGACCUGUACAAGCUUUAUAAGCUUGUGACAGAGAAGGGAGGCCUUGUGGAGGUUAUUAACAAGAAGAUCUGGAGGGAGAUCACCAAAGGUCUCAACCUCCCCACAUCCAUCACCAGCGCAGCCUUCACUCUCCGCACCCAGUAUAUGAAGUACCUUUACCCGUUUGAGUGUGAGAAGAAGGGUCUGAGUUCUCCAGGAGAGCUGCAGGCUGCCAUCGACAGUAAUCGCAGAGAAGGUCGACGUCCCAGCUACACCAACAGCUUAUACCGCUACUCUACCUCCCCGAGCUCCGCUUCACGUGCCCUCCUCUCUUCACCCACCAUGCAAACCACCCCGACUGGACACAACGGCCUAAAUACAUUUGCUGGCGCAAAUCUGAAGAGAAACACAGAUGAGAUGUCAACCCCUGUGUUACCCAGCCGGCUGCCCAUGGCUCUGGCUGCCCAUGGCCUGGGGCAGCAGCAGCAGCAGCUGGCACAAGCUGUGACGUUGGAGCAGUUCAGAGAGAGGCUCGAGCGAGGAUCCGGAGGAGCUGCAGCCGAUGGUCCAGAGAAGAAAAUGAUGCGGAUGGCGGAGGAGCAGCAACGCCUCAUGCAGCAGGCCCUCCAACAAAACCUCCUGGCCUUUGCGUCUCACUUCAACCCCAUGAACCUCAAACUUAACAAUGGACAUGAGAGCAAACAGGAUUUGUCUCUGAGUAUCUCCACUAAUGGAGCAGCCAGUAUCAGUGUAUCUGUGGAGGUCAAUGGCACCGUUUACUCAGGAAUGCUGUUUGCCCAGAAGUCAGCUGCUCCUGUGGCAUCACAGAACAUAACUCUGGCAGGAACAAAUGGUUUCAGUGCCAUGUCCUCCUCACACAGUCCCUCCUCUUCAUCUUCCUCCUCCUCAAAGGGACCACAUUAAGCCUCACUGGUCUUUAAAUCUGUUCUUAGCUAAAUAAUUAAUAAUACAUUUCCAAUACGCAUACAUCUCUUGUCAGGCAAGAAGUGUGUAAACUAUACUGCCGUUUGCUUGCACACCUCUACUAGUCGACCUGUCUGUUCACUCAAGCAGUGCAGUCUUUUUGUGAAACUCAGCCGUAACACAUGAGGAAAUCUAGCAUUUGUUUUUCCAUUUUGACGACGUAAUGUACUUUUAAAUGAGUCUUGUCAAGGGGACAUUGAUAUUUCACCUGAAAGGCUUACACAUUUACCAUAAUAUAGAUUCAGAUCAUAGUUACCUUUUGUGCCUGUUAGAAGCUUUUCUGUUUUAAAAUGUAGUGGGAUUCAUGUCUAAAGGGCUUUACAAGGUUUGUUCAGAAGUGUCUAUAGAGCUUUGUUGGGUGUCAACUGCAUUUAUAGCUAAUUAUGGAACCGUUCUGUAGCUGCCUUUUUCCAUAGUAGAACAGUGUGGUUGCCAAAAGUGCAGCUAAUGAAGACCAAAAAGCCUGAGUUCAAUGUCAUAGCUCCAGUCUGUAUUGGCAAAUAUUUGGUUUCACCCGAGUUUAUACUUUUCACAGCAGCUUUCAGGGAUUAUGUACACCAUCGGUUUCCUUAAAAAUUUGAGAGGUUUGCUGCAGUUUGGAUGGAUUUUUUAAUGUUUUGUAUUGUGUUUCAUUUAACUCUUAUUUAAUCAUUUGUCUCUGCAUCAAAUUUACAGAAUUUUUAUUUCAAUUCAGCUUUGAAUUGAAAGAGGCAAACAAAUGGAGACAUGGUUUUGCUGGGAAUUGUAUGUAGGAUGGAAGUGAUUCAACAUUUACCUCAAUUGACUUCCCAUGUUGGUAAGUUUCUCUGGAAUUUAUUCUGGACUCAGGAAUGUUCUCUGGACUCGUCAUUGUUAAAUUGCAUCAUUAUAUAUUGCAGUGUUGUAUUUGCAUAAACACAGAGAAUGUAUCACUAAUGACCUCACGCUUUUGACAAGUGAACACUGAAACAGUUCUACCUCACUCUUCUCGAGAAAUAUGCAAUGCUUUGUACGUGGACAAUCAAGUAGACAUAUCAAUCAUGCAAACAAAUGUCACUGUGAACUUUAAAAAUCAAGGUCAUGUUAAACUCUGUUUUGGUCUUUGAAUACUGUAUUUCUUGGACUUAUGGUCAUGAAGAAUAAAACAAGCUUGUG